CAGUGCAUGUGGGCCCUGCAGGCUCCAGAGUUCAAGAUGUGCUUGUGAUCUUCGGGGCUCAUCUCCGGGAGGGGGUCUAUCUUGUCUGUCCAGAUCAUCAUCAAAAGGAAUUCAGAAAAGUAGGAAUGACACAUAAGAUGCACUCCGGCAAGAUACUUAUCAACAGGAUUCUCCCAGAGAGACACAUGAAACCCAUUCCUGGGUGGAGAAACCAGGCUGACUUCUGCCACAGAGAGAAGCAGCUCCCUAUGGCUGUCAUCAUGAGAAUGAGUGUGUGCCCAAGGGCAAAGUGGGCACGAGAGGGAAGAAGCAGAUAUUUGAAGAGAACAGAGAGACUCUGAAGUUCUAUCUGCGGAUCAUACUGGGGGCCAAUGCCAUUUACUGUCUUGUGACCUUGGUGUUCUUCUACUCAUCUGCCUCAUUUUGGGCCUGGAUGGCCCUGGCCUUUAGUCUGGCAGUAUAUGGGGCCAGCUACCACUCUAUGAGCUCGAUGGCACGGGCAGCCUUUUCUGAGGAUGGGGCUCUGAUGGAUGGUGGAAUGGACCUCAACAUGGAGCAGGGCAUGGCAGAGCACCUUAAGGAUGUGAUCCUACUGACAGCCAUUGUGCAGGUGCUCAGCUGCUUCUCCCUCUACAUCUGGUCCUUCUGGCUUCUGGCUCCGGGCCGGGCCCUUUACCUCCUCUGGGUGAAUGUGCUGGGCCCUUGGUUCACAGCCGACGGUGGCACCCCAGCACCAGAGCACAAUGAGAAACGGCAGCGCCGACAGGAGCGGCGGCAGAUGAAGCGGUUAUAGCCCCUGACGUUUGGGUCACAGGCUGCAUGGUCCCCGUGCCAGGAGCAGGGAGGGCCUGCCUAGUCCAGGGCCCAAAAGCAGUCUAAGGUAAAGGAUUGUUGAAUAAAUGGCUCAGAAUGUG
Mirounga angustirostris (Northern elephant seal) is the source of this 914-nucleotide messenger RNA. It is a transcript of the gene TMEM208, whose product is annotated as transmembrane protein 208. Bases 434 to 793 code for a protein of 119 amino acids. Gene Ontology annotation, biological process: vacuolar protein processing. Gene Ontology annotation, cellular component: intracellular membrane-bounded organelle. The transcript is spliced from 7 exons. NCBI's taxonomy places the organism in Eukaryota, Metazoa, Chordata, Mammalia, Carnivora, Phocidae. The record is from RefSeq and is a predicted model, not a curated record.